UCUCGUUUAUGUGUAUUUAGCGCAUUGCAAAUUUGUUUGCGAUAAAAAAUAUCCCAAAUAUAUUUUUGUACUAGUGAAUAUUGUGCUAGUGUGGACACUGUGAAUUUUAUAUUUUAAGAUUACGUGCAUUGUGAUUGUGCUGGCGUUUGCAUUUAUUUGGAGAUGGUGAUCCUCAGCCGAGCAGAUAUGUCAGAGGGACAGUCUACACCUGAGUGGGACAUUAACGACGCUGUAGUACCGCGUGUGUCGUCGUUCGAUUCGUUUGCUGAAUGGUGCGAUGGUCACGUUCGCAGAGUAUAUCCUCCAAGCUGCGAGGAGGCCAGAAGACACGCCUCUGGUUGGGCAAUGAGAAACACCAACAACCAUAACGUCCACAUAUUAAAGAAAAGCUGUCUUGGCGUAGUUGUAUGUUCCGCAAGAUGCCGCACCGCUGAUGGGUCCAGAGUUCAUAUACGACCAGCUAUAUGUGAUAAAGCCAGGAAAAAACAACAAGGUAAACCGUGUACGAAUAGAAUGUGUGGCGGCAGACUAGAAGUUCAACCGUGCCGUGGACAUUGCGGAUAUCCUGUUACACACUUUUGGCGUCACACGGAACACGCUAUAUUCUUCCAAGCGAAAGGAGCACACGAUCAUCCCAGACCCGAAGCAAAAGGCGCCAGCGAAGUGAGACGUUCGCUCGGUGCUGGAAAACGUGUUAGAGGACUCGCUCUAUUCCUGUCCAGAGAAACUGCUCCUAUCAGAGGAAAAAUAUUAUCAGUAAAGCAAGACAAGUCACUUUCACAAAAACCGUGUAAUCCACAUCCGCAGCCGCCGCCGCUUAUACCUGAUAAUCAACGAGUAAUGAACUGCAGCUGCGGACAGUUUGGCUGCUCAUGCCGGUGGCGUUCAGAUCAGACAGAGCAAGCAUAUGGUCAAAUGGCGUGGACCCCAGCGGAGCCCCAGCAGUACAGCACCUACACAACACCCGUGCAAACCACACCCAACUUACCACAACCAUAUCACUACGAAUCGUCAGCCCUCCUUACAGAAGAAUCAUUUCAACCUGAACAAAUCUUCCAAUUAGAAAAGCCCUUACACCUAAACUUCCCCACUGACGAUAAUACCCUCGAAUCACCUCCAACAUUUGUUAAUCUCAACGAAAACUCUGGGUCGGAGCAUUGGGAACGAAUUCAAACUGAUGAAUGGCAUUUCACUGCCAGCAGUUCGGAGUCAAGUGACACACCAUCACCAGAAUUAUUCAUAAACGGGUACCAGCAAACGGAAACUUAUAGCGAUCAGCAUCAGUACCCUAAUCAGGGAUACUACCCCGAAGAAGCACAAUAUUACCCCGCAGAAAGUAAUAGUACGUCUCCAGAAAUGCAAAUGCAAGAACAAACAUUUUAUGGUUAUGGUCAAGAUUGCGUCCAAAAUAAUAAUGUAGACGAAAUGCAAUGGAAUUACCCCCCUUGUGCUUUCCAGUCCAACGAGCUAAUAGAGGGUAAACCGUACUAUGAGGUACAGCAUCAACAAUCAGUUCACGCAUUCAAUGCCCUUUUAUAAUGUAGUUUAAUAUUGUAUAGUUCAUUAAAUCUGUAUAUAAUUGUAAAAUAAAGUUCUCGGUUGUUACUUUGAAACCCUGAUGUAGUACUCCAGUCAGUAUCUACAACUUAUUAUUUGUUCCUAUAAUGCUUAUGUUAUCAUUAAGAAUUAUGAAGUGGUCUUCGAGGAAAUAAAAUUCACAAUUUGUAUA
Achroia grisella is the source of this 1729-nucleotide messenger RNA. Its product is annotated as transcription factor glial cells missing 2-like. Gene Ontology annotation, biological process: gliogenesis; regulation of transcription by RNA polymerase II. Lineage: Eukaryota; Metazoa; Arthropoda; Insecta; Lepidoptera; Pyralidae. The record is from RefSeq and is a predicted model, not a curated record. Bases 163 to 1539 code for a protein of 458 amino acids. Gene Ontology annotation, cellular component: nucleus. Gene Ontology annotation, molecular function: RNA polymerase II cis-regulatory region sequence-specific DNA binding; DNA-binding transcription activator activity, RNA polymerase II-specific. The transcript has 4 exons.